UUGUACUAAUGAUCCCUCUCAGAGUUAAGGAACCCGCGAAUUAGUCCAAACAUUACGCGCUCCCGUACCCCCGUGUCGAGAACACUCAAGUACCACAUUGACCCCAUCACAAUGGACUUGUCCGAGUGCUGCGAAAAUAACCACAAAAAUGUUUUCCUGGACUCGGCCGUGCCAGACGUGUGUAAGGAGGAGCCGUGUGUGUUGGGGGUGGACGAGGCUGGCAGGGGUCCCGUCUUAGGUCCUAUGGUGUAUGGAAUUUGUUUUUGCCCUUUGAGCAAGCACGAUGAUCUCAAAGCUGCUGGUGUGGCCGAUUCAAAAACACUGACAGAAGAGCAAAGAGAGAAGAUUUUUGGAAUAAUUCAUGAACAUAAUGAGUACAUAGGCUGGUCACUUGAAGUAAUAUCACCUUUAUAUAUAUCUAAUUGCAUGUAUAAAAGACCUAAAGUAUCACUGAAUGAGGUGUCUCACAAUUCGGCCAUUGGCUUGAUAAACCGUGCUAUUGCUGCUGGGGUGAAUGUGUCUGAAGUCUACGUGGAUACUGUUGGUCCACCAGAAAAGUAUCAGGCUAAAUUACAAGAAGUCUUUCCAACAAUCAAGGUGACAGUUGAGAAGAAAGCUGAUGCUCUAUUUCCAUGUGUAUCUGGUGCAAGUAUCUGUGCAAAAGUUGCACGUGAUAGAGCCUUGAAAAAAUGGGAAUUUCCUGAAGGAAUUAAAAUUGACAAUUGGGGUAGUGGAUACCCCGGAGAUGCUGUAACCAAGAACUUCUUGAUUAACUCACUUGACCAAGUAUUUGGUUUUCCGGGAAUUGUAAGGUUUUCCUGGUCCACUGCAGAGAAAAUCAUAGAAGAAAAAUGUAUUCCAGUAACAUGGAAUGAAGAUGAGGAUGAGGAGGAGAAAGAAAAAACACCAUCUGUCCUCCAGUUCUUUGCCAAGAAAACUAAAUCCUCAGACGAUAGUCCAGCUGCUCCUCCGCCCAAGAAGAGGAAUCACUUUUUUACUGAUCGCUGCCUUAAGUCUGUAGAGAGUUUUUAAAUUAGUUUCAACAUCAUUUUAUGGAAGAAGGUAGCUGGUGUGUAAGUAUCAGUGUUUAAUAUAAUAUCAUUAGAACUGGCCACUUGUAUGCAUUUAUAUGAAUUUAUAAAACAGAAUAAUUUGACCCUAUGUAAUGUAAAUGAUGGCCUUGUGUGCAUAUCCAGGGAUUUCAUUAAUUAAAAUUAAGUUUUGAGUUAGCCAUACGAGGGUUAGGUAGGAAAGGGGUAAUUCAAAAUAACACAUUCUUUGCUUCAGAGUUGAGCAAAGCUAGUACAGUAUAAUGAAACCUUGGUACCCAAGCUUAAUUGAUUCCAGAAGGCUGUUUGAGUGUCUAUCUGUUCGAAUACUGAAUAAUUUUUUCCCAUAAUGAAUAAUGUAAAUUACAUUAAUCCAUUCCAGACCACAAAAAAUACACACAUGAAUACAAUAAAUAAAUGAAAUAAGUGCAAA
Messenger RNA from Procambarus clarkii (red swamp crayfish), 1482 nucleotides. RefSeq names its product ribonuclease H2 subunit A. The record is from RefSeq and is a predicted model, not a curated record. Gene Ontology annotation, molecular function: RNA binding; RNA-DNA hybrid ribonuclease activity. Gene Ontology annotation, biological process: mismatch repair; DNA replication, removal of RNA primer. Gene Ontology annotation, cellular component: ribonuclease H2 complex. NCBI's taxonomy places the organism in Eukaryota, Metazoa, Arthropoda, Malacostraca, Decapoda, Cambaridae.